Molecule: messenger RNA, 4353 nt
Organism: Diorhabda carinulata
Lineage: Eukaryota; Metazoa; Arthropoda; Insecta; Coleoptera; Chrysomelidae
Gene: bma
Product: SCY1-like protein 2
Exons: 15
Coding region: 1-2601 (866 amino acids)
Biological process (GO): protein phosphorylation
Molecular function (GO): protein kinase activity; ATP binding
Source: RefSeq, a predicted model, not a curated record
AUGCCUGCCACUGCUAUGUUUUCAAAAUUUAAAAGUAGUGGUCAAACGCAGUGUCCGACUGAAACGAACCCUAUUGGACAAUUUUUCGAAAUUGGGAAGCAAGUCGCCAGCGCCGGUCCUGAACUAGUUUGGAAAAUACAUGACGCGUAUAGAAAAAGUGACGGAAAGGAAUGUUCAGUCUUCAUAUUCGAAAAACGUUGCGCGGAAAAACUCCACAAACCGAAACGGAAAGAAACGGUUACCGAAAUCCUUAGAGGCAGCGUCAGACAAUUGGAAAGGUAUCGUCACCCAAAAAUCCUUCAUGUUCUGCACGCUAUUGAAGAAUGUGCUGAGACGUUGGCGUUUGCAACUGAACCAGUAUACGCUAGUUUGGCUAAUAUUUUGGCAUAUCAAGAAAGUACAAUCAAUCAUGGUGGAAUACAUCAAGGUAUCGGGCACGGGCAGCAAACUCAACAGCGACCUGCAAAUGCUAGAGAGUAUAAUUUUUUGGAUUUGGAGUAUAAGUAUGGUAUACUACAGAUAACAGAGGCACUUUCGUUUUUACAUUAUUCAGGACACAUGCUACACAGAAAUGUUUGCCCCGGGAGUAUUUUAAUUACUAAGAGAGGAACUUGGAAAUUAGCAGGUUUGGAAUUUAUAGAACGUGUUAAUGACGUUGAUGGAGUAGAACCAAUUCCCUGUCAACCGUGGACAUCAAGGCUUCCGAAAAUGGCACAACCAAAUUUAGAUUUUACAGCUCCUGAAACGCAAACACAAUCAAUCUGUAGUAUAUUAAGUGACAUGUAUUCCUUAGGAAUGGUAAUAUGUGCCAUUUUCAAUAACGGUCGGCCGCUUAUACAAGCCAACAACUCCACCUCAGCAUAUCUCAAACAAAUGGAACUUCUCGACGACCAAGUGCGCAAUUUGAUACCAAGAAUACCAGUGCCCCUUCAAGAGGCAACUACGAGGCUAGUUAGUAAGGAUACUCGACAACGACCAACAGCACAACUACUCACAUUAAUAAAGUAUUUCAGUGAUCCGGCUUUACAUGCACUUCAGUUUCUUGACGUCAUUAAUAUGAAAGAUCCAACACAGAAGUCUCAUUUUUACAGGAUAGCACUCAAAGAUGCGUUACCUUACAUUCCAAAGAAAAUGUGGUAUCAAACCGUAUGGCCUUGUUUGCAACAGGAAAUGCGAACUCAAGAAGUAUUGGCAGCAGUGCUGCAAUCCGUAUUAUAUUUUGUUCAGGAAGCUUCAACUGAUGAAUACAAGUCCAUUAUUCUUCCGUCCUUAAGAAACGUAUUUUCGGCACCAAAAACAGUACAGGCCACUGUUACGCUUCUAGAAAAUCUGCAUGUAAUUUUAGAAAAAACUCCAAGAGAGGAAAUUCGGACUGAGAUCUUACCAAUGCUGUACAACGCUUUUGAAAGUACAACAAUACAAGUACAGAGUGCUGCGUUAUUGGCAGUGACAAAUGUCGUUGAUUAUCUAGACGACUCUGCAAUAAGAAGAAUGAUUUUACCGAAAACAAAAGCAAUAUACGAGAAAAAUCAAACGGAUUCAAAGUUGGUGUCGAACGUGCUUUGCUGCGUAGAGAGAAUAUUGGACAGAUUGGACAAAUCGCAAAUUAUCGAUGAAGUUCUUCCGCUUCUUUACGAAAUAAGACUAUCCGACCCACAAAUAACUCUAAGAGUUGUUCAUAUCUACAGGCUGAUGUUGACCGACAAAAAAUACGGUCUUUCAGUUAACUUAAUGGCUACCAAAGUGAUGCCUUCGUUGUUACCACAAACAGUAAACCCCUCACUAAACUUGGAGCAAUUCACGAUAUUAUUAGAAGUGCUACAAGAAAUGUUAGAUCAGAUUGAUCGUAAUCAAAGAAACAAGCUCAAACUAGACAAUCUGUCACUGCCUAGUCCCGAACGACAUAGACCACUCAGACAUCAAUAUAGUUCAGAUAACAUGCACGUACCACCUUUCAACAUACCGAAUUUGAGGAUUGAGCAGAGAAAGACUUCCAGCGCCGAAGAUAUGGCACGGAAAAAUUCCACAGGAGGAGUGUUGGGAAGCUGGUGGUUUGGUGGUAGUCCGUCAUCACCAGAUAGUAACUUCCUACGGGUAGUCAACGCUUUUCCUAAUAGAAGACUGUCAGAUAAUACUCUGAUGACACCGAAAAUCAGAGUGGCGCCUUCGUGUGCGUCUUCUCCGGGAGGUACACCGGGCGGUGGGCUUCCCAUAAGGAGGCAUUCUAGUAUAGGUCCACAAGAACGAAGAGGAUCCACUGUCAAUCUUUCACCACCAACGGGAACUAUUGGGUACAACUCAUACCGAGAUGGCUCAAGUCUUUCUGUGCCAUCCUCAUACCUUGCACGGAGCAUGAUAGGAGGUUCAAUGCCUAACACAAGCAGCAGCGUACCGUUUCUCGUGAGUAGCAGCAUGCAAAGUAUCCGUUCUAGAAGACCUUCGGCCGUAUUUGGGGGCUCGCAGGGCUCUCAAGGGCUACUCCAACAGCUGGGCUCAGGCAUGGUAAGACUCACCUCCUCUUCACAACAACCGAUCAACAGCCGAACAAUGUCUAGUAGCUCUGUUAGGAAAUGCCCCUCAUUGAAUAUAACAUUUAGCUGAACGUACGUACGUAUGACCGAACACUUACGAUGAAUCAAAUCAGAUCAUGUCCCCAGACAUCAUGAUGAAUAUAGUGAGGGUUUUUGAGUGGCGGCGUUGGUAUGUCAAAUGAAAUUAUAUUGAAAAAAUUUAUGGUACAAGUAUACAAUAACAUGAUUAAUUUUGAAGUAAACCGUUUAAUGAUUGAUUUGAAUUAUUUUCAGGUCUGCAUUUAUAAACCAGAUUGCGUGAAUAUUGUUCACAAAUCAUAGUUACGUUGAUUAACACUAAUUAAUGUUAAAGGAAGCUUACAAAUUUAUGAGACAAUAUUCAAGGGCUUAUUACCUGUACCAAUUUAUUAUGGAAUUUUCCCUACAAGGUUGUGAAUCCAUAUUUUUAGCAUAGACUAUACCAAUAUUAUCAAAUAGUGCAAAAAUAUUUAAAAGGGUGGAAUAUCAUAACACAAUAGUAUGCGUAUAAUCAUAAUAUAGGUUUUCAAUGACGCAAAAUGAAAACCAACCGCAACCUACUGGUGAAACGAUAUAGGAGUAUAGUUCAAAUGACGAGUAUUCUUUCAAUUCAGUCUCCUUUCAGUUACAUACACUUGACUCUAGCUUCAAUCAAAUUUCUACUAGUGAAUAUUCCAAGUUUGAGAAUAAAAAAAAUCACUAGGAUCUUAUCUGGAAGAUACGAUAUAUGAAACAGUAGUUAUUACCCCAAGUCAUUGACAUUCUUGGAGUAGUUGAUGUGGAUUACAUCUUGUGGAUGCUAAAAAGCCUAUAGGACAGUCUUAGUCUUCUUUGAAGCACGUUUUCUGGUACACUCCCACUGUUUUAACUGUUUUUGUUCUUUGAUGUGUAACCUUGGAGCCAUGUGUCCACUACUUUCAUGAAACGAUGUAAAAACUCCUUCGGAUUGUACUGUAGUGAUUUUAUGGCGUCUACAACCUUUCCAUGACCAAAUUUUCUUGCAGAAUAUGACCCCAGCGACCUUCUGAAAUGCCUAUUGCUUCAGAUAUCUCGCGCUUCUUCAAUGGGUGCUCUGUUAAUAUGAGAUCUUUGAUUAUUUGUGGUAGCCGUUUCCAAGACACCUGGAUGCUGCUAAUCGGACGUACGACUACGUUGAAACUCUUUAAACCAAUCUUUCACGGUCAAUAUUGAAGAAAAAUCACCUUAUACUGAUCCAAACGCUUUUUUAUUUUCAUUUUGAAAACAAAAAUCUCAUUCCAUCAUCUUAUAUGGGAUUAAAACAGAACUAAAACUCCAACCUGGUUGAAUUUCAAUAAAUCAAGUACAUAUCAAACUGCAUUCGUAAAAUUGAACGAUUUCUUUCAGAUUCAGAUUUCUUUAUAAUCGUCUUAUAGCUCCUAGUACAGCAAACGGCACCUAUUGGUUAAUUGUGUUAAAACUAACUUGCGUCGGUCUGUGAAUUUCGUCCAAUUUUGUUGACGAGGCCUCUCCACUUACCUUUGUUUUUGGCUAUUUCUGUAGCUUCUUUCUAUGUUAAAAUCAUCUGUUGCAGUUCUUUCUCGAUAGCUCUUCUCAAUGCUCGUACAGGUCUACCUCUUUUUCUUCUGUCUGUGGUAUUAUAAUUAAAUGCUUGCCUGUCUAUGUUCACAUAGUAUAUGACCAAAUCAUCUCCAUUUCAGUUUCGUAAUCGUAACGUCCAUUUUCUUUUCUUCAGUUAUGUUCCAGAGGUGUCAAUUAUUUAUCAUAAUUGGCCAAAAAAAUUUGCUGAUAACUCGAUCACACCAGCUAAUGAUCGUUCGAAUUG